This is a messenger RNA of Arabidopsis arenosa, 1880 nucleotides long. The record is from the annotation of a GenBank genome assembly. Lineage: Eukaryota; Viridiplantae; Streptophyta; Magnoliopsida; Brassicales; Brassicaceae.
AGGGUUUUGGUUUCUCUCCAGGGUUUUAAUCUUUCUCCAUUUCUCUCAGAGAAAUAUGUCUUCUCUAAUGGCGAUUCGUUGCGCACGAACCCAGAAAAUCGUCACAAUUGGCUCUCUCCUACAUAUACGUUCUUCAUUUCCCCGACUCUCCUCUCAAUUCCGCUCCUCCGUGACUCUAAACUCAAUUCCGAUCAAAAACCUAAGCACAUCCGCCGCCACUAACGAUUACUACCAGAAUCCUCAAUCUGGUUCACCGUCUCAACAACAACGCCCAUAUCCACCUCAAAGCUUCGAUUCUCAGAGCUAUCAGAAUCAAAGAGUUCCACAAAACCCUAACCAAUGGACUCCUCAACACGGUGGUCAAAAUCCUCAACACGGUGGUCACAGGCCUCAAUACGGUGGUCAAAGGCCUCAAUACGGUGGUCAGAGGCCUCAAUACGGUGGAGCUGGUAACAAUUAUCAGAAUCAGAAUGUUCAACAAAGUCAUCAGAGUCAGUAUUACACUCCGCAGCAGCAGCAGCAACCGCCACGAAGCUCGAAUCAAAUCCCUAAUCAGAUGAAUGAGGUAGCUCCUCCUAGUGUUGAGGAGGUGAUGAGGUUAUGUCAGCGUAGGUUAUAUAAAGAUGCUAUUGAAUUGCUUGAUAAGGGAGCUAUGCCUGAUAGAGAAUGUUUCGUUUUGUUGUUUGAGUCGUGUGCGAAUUUGAAGUCGCUUGAGCAUUCGAAGAAGGUACAUGAUCAUUUCCUGCAGUCUAAGUUUAGAGGUGAUCCGAAACUGAACAAUAUGGUGAUUAGUAUGUUUGGGGAAUGUAGGAGUGUUACUGAUGCUAAGAGAGUUUUUGAUCAUAUGGUUGAUAAAGAUAUGGAUUCUUGGCAUUUGAUGAUGCGUGCGUAUAGUGAUAACGGAAUGGGAGAUGAUGCGUUGCAUCUGUUUGAGGAGAUGACGAAACAAGGGUUGAAGCCGAAUGAGGAGACUUUCCUUACUGUUUUUUUGGCUUGUGCUACUGUUGGUGGUAUAAAAGAAGCAUUUUUGCAUUUUGAUUCGAUGAGAAACGAGCAUGGGAUUAGUCCGAGGACAGAACAUUAUUUGGGUGUUUUAGGUGUUCUUGGGAAAUGCGGACAUCUUAUUGAGGCUGAGCAAUACAUCCGUGAUCUUCCGUUUGAGCCCACAGCUGAUUUCUGGGAAGCUAUGAGGAACUAUGCUCGGUUACAUGGAGAUAUCGAUUUAGAGGAUUACAUGGAGGAAUUGAUGGUUGAUGUUGACCCUUCAAAGGCUGUAAUCAACAAAAUUCCUACUCCUCCACCUAAAUCAUUCAAGGAAACAAAUAUGGUUACUAGUAAGAGUAGGAUUCUCGAGUUUCGAAAUCUGACUUUCUACAAGGAUGAAGCAAAGGAGAUGGCUGCAAAGAAAGGAGUGGUUUAUGUUCCGGACACACGAUUUGUUCUGCAUGAUAUCGAUCAAGAGGCCAAAGAACAGGCACUACUCUAUCACAGUGAGAGGUUAGCGAUUGCUUAUGGUAUCAUAUGCACCCCACCUCGGAAGACCCUCACAAUCAUUAAGAAUCUCCGUGUGUGUGGGGACUGUCACAACUUCAUCAAGAUCAUGUCCAAAAUCAUUGGUCGGGAGUUGAUCGUGAGAGACAACAAACGUUUCCAUCACUUCAAAGACGGUAAAUGUUCUUGUGGUGAUUACUGGUAGAGCGGCGUUUUUCUGUGCCUUUGUUUCGCAUCAUGUAUAGCGCUCUAAGCUCUUGCCAGAACUUUGCUAGCAGUUGGGAAAUGGAAUAGUAUUUGCUACGCUGUAACAAGUUUCAUCUGCUCUAGACCCUUUUACAUGAGUUUAAGUUUAUGUACUAACUUUUUAAUAAGUUAUUGCUUUAUAU